CCCAUCUCCCUCGUUUUGGAACAAAAUUGAGGGAUCAUGUCUUUUGGCUUCUCAAUAGGGGAUAUCAUCCUCCUCAGCCAAUUAGCGUAUAACCUUUACGCGAGCAUCAGCUCCGGACGGCAGGCAGCAUCGCGGGACUUGAAAGAGCUCGAGGAAGUGCUGUUUAGUUUGAAAUGUGCUUUGGAUCACCUCGGAGAGGUUUCGAACGAUGUGCUCGCGCGGCCAGGUUUCCGUUAUGGCGGAUCAGCGUUUAAAGAGAAGCUUGAUGUGAUGGUUAACUCGUGUGCUUCUACGCUACAAGAAUUAGACACUGUGACAAAAAAGUAUCGCGAUGUCGAAAGUAAGGCGAAUAAGGGCAAGACGAAGCUGCGCACACUGGAAGACGUGAAGAAGAGUAUUCAGGUCAACUGGCAAAGAGUGCGAUGGGACCACGAGAAGCAGUCUUUACAACAGUAUCGGGAGAAGCUUAAGUCGCAUACCGAUGCGAUAAACCUCAUGUUGACCUCUGUGGUCUGGGCGAACACUGCAUUCGCAGACGCAAACAGCAAGAGGAACCAUGAAAUAACACAUUCAUUAUUGGGAGACGUACUGCGUAACCCAGCUGUAGACGGAGAAUUUCGAGCUAUGGUACAAGAGAUACAUGCUAUACUCACGCGGUCGACUCCUGAUACAGAAACGAUCGAGAUGCCCUCUACGCAGGGUGUGACAUUGCCUCGUAAGCAAUUAGGUACCGUUGCCUAUUCGCCGAGUAAUUCAUCAGUUGGCAAGUCAUUUGGCACUAUCGCGGAACACGGAAGAAUUUUGCCUUCAGUGAGGAUGUAUGCGAUGUCGAGCCUCCCAUAUACAACGUCAGAGGCAAAAGCAUAUAGCGGAGAUGUCUCAGAAGGAGUUUCAACGCAAAGAGCCGUAUACGCUACUUCUUGGAAAAGCCAACCGACUGGAGAAAGCGAACUUUGUAAGCAGGGUUUACCAGGCCACAACGAGCUGCCAGUGGCUACUGUCAAACUUAACAAUGAACGCCGUGCUUUUGGAGCAAAAGAAUAUGAAGCUUUCAUACGGCGAUACGCACAGCCGAAAAGAGUUCCGAAGCCAUCUUUCCUGACGAGUAUCAUGCCCACCAGCCAGGAGCUCCAAGCUUGCAUACCAUACAUCUUUCAGUCGACGGCGGAAGGUAAGCAGCAGACGCAGGAGCUGAGAGACGAGAUCAAUCGCUGGACUGAGGGAUUUUCUCGCUUCAUCAACCACAAAGCGCCUCCGAGAGAGAAGGACGAAUGUUUCCUGAUGCUGUUGGGAGCGCUGAAUGAGGCAGUGGAAAAUAGCUCUAGAGGGAUGCGACAGCUAUUCUACGAGACUUCGGACUCUUCAGGCUUUGCAACGGCCUUGGACCAGGUACAAACCAUAUCUAAGAGCGUGAGGGUGAUGAAAGAGAUUGAGGAAUUCGAGGAUGCUAAAGAAGAAUGGGAGAAGCAGGAGCGAGUUCGUUGACUGUACAGUUUGACAGUUCAGUAUUUGGGCGAGACAGCGCUGUUAGAUAACCCUGUGUAAAGGACGCAUUAAAGGCAUAUCUCCCAAACUUGGAUUUCUUGGGGGACCGAACAGUUGUAGCAACUUCGCAUUCCCUUGUCCCUUCUUGCCUCCUUCUAAUGUGCUACUGAGCACAUUUCCCAUUUUACCACACGCUCCUCUAAACCAGAGAAAGCCCUCCAAAUCUGAAUCCACAAAGAGUCCAGGUUUCAUUGUGACAUACUCAUCAUCGUCUGGUAGCAUUGG
This is a messenger RNA of Alternaria alternata, 1770 nucleotides long. RefSeq lists its product as hypothetical. The transcript is spliced from 3 exons. NCBI's taxonomy places the organism in Eukaryota, Fungi, Ascomycota, Dothideomycetes, Pleosporales, Pleosporaceae. Bases 37 to 1485 code for a protein of 482 amino acids. The record is from RefSeq and is a predicted model, not a curated record.